AUGGCCUGUACAAUGUAUUUAAACAAUGAAGGGAAAGCAUUAGCGUGGGCACUUCGAACAAACAAAUCCUUAACAUCAUUAGAUAUUUCUAUUUGUCAAAUUGAUUGUGAAGAUGUUAUAAAUGAAAUUGCUAAAGCUCUAAACAAAAAUGUAACUUUAACUUCUUUGUAUAUUCAUUAUAGAUAUAAUCCUUGUAUUAGAAUUGAUGAAUAUUUUGAAAGUUAUAGUAAUUAUGCUGAACCUGAUGAUUCCGAAGAAUCAGACGCAUAUAAAGAAAAAGAUUAG
Messenger RNA from Cetraspora pellucida, 285 nucleotides. Lineage: Eukaryota; Fungi; Glomeromycota; Glomeromycetes; Diversisporales; Gigasporaceae. The record is from the annotation of a GenBank genome assembly.